Notothenia coriiceps (black rockcod) is the source of this 338-nucleotide messenger RNA. RefSeq names its product quinone oxidoreductase-like protein 1. NCBI's taxonomy places the organism in Eukaryota, Metazoa, Chordata, Actinopteri, Perciformes, Nototheniidae. The coding region runs from base 35 to 307 and encodes 90 amino acids. The record is from RefSeq and is a predicted model, not a curated record. The transcript has 3 exons.
CCAUGUCCCGCUCCCUCCUCAGUCUUUUGGCCUCAUGUGCAUCCAGUUGGCGUGUUACCACGGAGUGAAGGUUUUUACAACGUCACACACAGCAGAAGAAAACACCUUCCUGGAGCAGCUUCGACCCAGCGUGGGUGUUCAGGACCCGUUAGUAGCAAAGGUGAUCCCAGUUUAUAAAGACAAAUCAGAGCUGCUCUCCGUGGUUAUGGAGGAGACGGGAGGACUGGGAGUGGACAUCGUCAUCGACUCUGGAGGUAAACACAUGAUCAGCACCUGGAAGAUUUUUAACAUCCUCCUGGAUCCAUGAUCUUUAAAAAACAAAAUGGUUUGAUUGUCUU